Centruroides sculpturatus (bark scorpion) is the source of this 1716-nucleotide messenger RNA. RefSeq names its product forkhead box protein C1-B-like. Gene Ontology annotation, biological process: cell differentiation; anatomical structure morphogenesis; regulation of transcription by RNA polymerase II. Gene Ontology annotation, molecular function: DNA-binding transcription factor activity, RNA polymerase II-specific; RNA polymerase II cis-regulatory region sequence-specific DNA binding. Bases 684 to 1508 code for a protein of 274 amino acids. Lineage: Eukaryota; Metazoa; Arthropoda; Arachnida; Scorpiones; Buthidae. The record is from RefSeq and is a predicted model, not a curated record. The transcript is spliced from 2 exons.
AUAAAGAUGGCGAUCGCUCCGAUAAAUUACAUUAGAAUUUUUUUUUUCUAGUGAGAAAUUUAACACCUACACUCGGAGGUUUUAAAUGGUGUGGGUAUUAAAGGUAGCCGUUUUUUUCCUUCGAAGAGAGUUGAUUUAUAAGAUGCAAUAGGAAAGGCGAGGCUCUCUUUUAAAUAAUUGGUUAGGUUGAACAUAUAUCUUAUAGAAUCAACAGUUUUAUCAGUUGUGUGUUAUAUUUACAGUAUCUUAUUUAGUUUGCCAUAACACACCCCGUUGAGUUAAUGUCAACAAUUAGUUUUGUUUUGAGCUUCGACUUCGUCGGGACGUCUCCCUCUCUCCUCCCACUUGUGGUACUGUGAGACGACAGCAGUCUGGUGGAAGCAGUAAAUACUGUGGUCUAGACAUUCCGUGAGCGUCGCAAUUUCAAAGACUACUUGAAAACUUGUGGAAUAACAGUCGACUGACUUUGUCUUCGGUGUUGAGUACGAACACUCCUUUGCCUUUUGUAGACUGAUUUGUGAGACAAUACAUUAAUGCCCAAGUCAAUUUCUUGAAUGUCGACAAGGGAUACCUACCUGUAAGUACUGUGGACAGAUUUUCGUAAUUUUUAUCAAGUAGAGAGUCGAACAACUUAGUUUGUUGUGUAGUGCUAACUAGUGUAAGAUCUACAUGCAUUUGUUUCGAUGAUGUCAUCAACCGGUAAUGAUUAUUACGGUCACUUAACUUCUACUCCAGUUAUGUACCCGACAAAUAUAAAUUUCGGAACUUAUCCCGAGAAAAUUAGAUAUAGACAGAUUAGUAGUUACGAAGUAACUAACAAUAGAAGCUUGGAGAAUAGAGUACAGAGUGACAAAACGGCUCAGAAACCACCCUUCUCCUACAUAGCUCUGAUAGCCAUGGCUAUCAGGCACGCACCCGAUCAUAAAAUCACACUGAACGGCAUUUAUAAAUUUAUCAUGGAUCGCUUUCCAUAUUAUCACGAUAAUAAGCAGGGGUGGCAGAAUUCUAUACGUCACAAUUUAAGUCUGAAUGACUGUUUUCUGAAAGUACCUAGGGAGAAAGGAAAACCAGGUAAAGGUAACUACUGGACUUUGGAUCCGAAUUCUGAAGAAAUGUUCGAAAAUGGUAAUUUUAGGAGGAGGAAGAAGCGCAUUAAAGGUACUACUUGUAAACUUCAUAGAAACAAUAAUGACGACAUUAGCAACGAGAAAAAUUCGGAAAGAUCGGAUUCGAAUCGGCAGAAUUCGUGCCAUACUAAAGGUACCUCUUUCACCAUCGAAAGACUGAUAGGUAGUGAUAAAGAUCGUGACGAGAAGGCCAAGCAUCCGGUCGACUUGCCUCCACUACAGAACGUUCAACCCGCUCGAGGUUUGUUGGGAUUCGAACUAGUUCCCUACCAUCUCAGAAUACCUCCGGGCAAAUUUCAGUAUUACAGUUGGCCCACCUGGAAUUUAACAUCUGCACCUGUUUGGUAUACAAGUUCCACUUCCGAACUUUUACAUAGGUGAUUUUUACAAAGUAGCAAACAGGUUUCGAGACUCGAUUCUUUUAAAGUAAAUAUCAUCUUGUGUUUAUUCUUUCAGUCAACUGUCCAUAAUUCACAAAGUGACGUUUUAUAACGCUGUAAAUACGGUUUUUUCAAUAGUUACUUGUACUUUGGUAGUGUUUUGUAUUGUACGUGAAUGUGAUAAAUAAAUAUUAGGAUUCUGUAACCUU